Messenger RNA from Aspergillus piperis CBS 112811, 987 nucleotides. Its product is annotated as 2EXR domain-containing protein. The transcript is spliced from 3 exons. The record is from RefSeq and is a predicted model, not a curated record. Bases 1 to 987 code for a protein of 328 amino acids. Lineage: Eukaryota; Fungi; Ascomycota; Eurotiomycetes; Eurotiales; Aspergillaceae.
AUGAAGUCGUUCGUGUUCUUCCCACAGCUGCCCUGGGAAAUACGAGAUGCAAUCUGGCGAUUAUGCCUCCCGAGCCCUCAGAUAGUAGAAUUUGAUCGUCCGAUCUGUGACAAUGAACCCUGCCGUAGAUUUUGUGGGGUCCAUCAUGGCUAUCACCUCCGACUUCUGGCCCUUGCAGCUGUGUGCCAGGAGUCACGCCUGCUGCUUCUUCGAGAAUAUUACAACCCUGAGGCGGACGCCGAGAUCCCGCGAGGAAUGGGCGCAUAUCUCUGGAACGACGAGGACAACGCAAUCCCAUACUUUUGCGCGGUGACUCGGAAAGCAGUGCACAAUCCGAUCUCCAUCACUGACCGACACCUUCGGCAAAAAUUCGACGAACCCUUCUUCGCCGGCAGCGUUCGCGUUGCUGCACUGGACAAUUUUGACUUCAAGGACGACGCUGAAACACUGCGGUCCGGGUUGUUCGGGAAAUUCGAGCUGGACCCUGUGCGCUACCUCGAUCCCAAUGACUCAAAAACCCUGCAACGUUACCAUCAGCUCUGGCGAACGCAAAACCCCACUAUUAUCACCACCUGCACCACUACUGGUCCUGCCGCUCCAAUAACACCAUGGACCCGAGAGAUCCAGCAGGCGGCCGCCGCAGAGUUCUUCGCGCUUCUGGAAGAUGAUCACCAGCCACUGCGUGACCGACUCGCGCUGUGGAAGGAAUACAUUGACCGUGGCUGGGUUUGGAAUGUAUUCUACCGGAUGGCUGAAGAGGCCAAGGCCAGAGCCCCGGUAAGCGUUCCAGAUCGUGACGUGCUGUUCCUUCCGCCCUACCCUGGCUACGACUGGCAAGAUGAUGAGGAGACUUUCGAUUACUUUCAAUCCAAAUAUACGCUCAACCGGGACAAUCCUUGGAUACAGGGAGUUUUGGACGAAAUGCCCGUCUUCCAGCCGAUGAUUCUCUUCCGCCAUCGGAUGGGGAUCAGGUGCACCGGCCGGUAG